Messenger RNA from Colletotrichum navitas, 781 nucleotides. RefSeq lists its product as uncharacterized. The record is from RefSeq and is a predicted model, not a curated record. Bases 172 to 672 code for a protein of 166 amino acids. The transcript has 2 exons. Lineage: Eukaryota; Fungi; Ascomycota; Sordariomycetes; Glomerellales; Glomerellaceae.
AAGGGGGGGGAGACACUUUCGGCGCUAUCCAAGACUUGUCAAACACGGGGUUGCAAUCCACACCUCCUGCGUUAAACAACGAGCUAGGUUUUCUGUGCCUUACAUAGCCGCGAUGUGCGUCGUAGCACCCACGCAUGUGGCCAGUACCGCUGGUCUAGAAUCCCGAACACAAUGGCUGGAAUGGAAGUUGGGGCCCCUCGCUACGUACCACGCACUGUCAUUGCCCGCCCGCCACACGAUAUGCCGCGCCAGAUCCGUGACGGUGCAUUGGGUCCGCCUUGCAUCAGGUCAUUAUUCAUCCAAUUGAUUCUCACGUCGAAUCAUCAACAGACCACAUCAUGUCUCUCUCUCUCUCUCUCUCUCUCUCUUCGACCUGGCAAGAAUGCGUCCCUUUUCCGGGCAAACUCCCUGGCCUGUAUUUUCCGCCACAGACAACUCACGCCACACGCCAUUGAAAGGGUCUGGAAACUUCCCUUGAGUCAAGACCCUGGCUACCUGCUAACUAACCGCUUUCAACUUGCUCAACCGAUAACCGGCAUCCUAUUGAUUGUCGCCUCGUAUUGCCAGACGCCGAACCUACAUAAGGCAACCCCGCCGCUCGGUCGGUCAGCAAUUGCUGGCCAUCCUUCCCGUCUCUCGGGAAUAGUCGAUGAGUCGGUAAUGUACGCGUAGUCUGGCUGCCUCGUUCACCUGGGAGUGUAAUGGAGGUGGACGCACCUUGCACCAGUCCUCACGUACGAUGGUGAGCCACAGCCUCGGGUUGAGUUGCCCCUCGGACGGA